Molecule: messenger RNA, 2569 nt
Organism: Drosophila mauritiana
Lineage: Eukaryota; Metazoa; Arthropoda; Insecta; Diptera; Drosophilidae
Gene: Hydr1
Product: phospholipase ABHD3
Exons: 3
Coding region: 672-2249 (525 amino acids)
Biological process (GO): medium-chain fatty acid biosynthetic process; medium-chain fatty acid catabolic process
Molecular function (GO): acetylesterase activity; monoacylglycerol lipase activity
Source: RefSeq, a predicted model, not a curated record
UCUGCGAGCUGCACCGUUAGCGUCCCGCGAUUGUGUUUAUAUUUUGGUAGUGUGCACCCUUCUAGGUUUUUUCCGAGUUUCUUUGGAUCCCCAACGCUUGCCCCAAGGUUCCUCUCUCGCAACCGACGCGAAAAAUGCACACAAUUUGUUAUAAGGUUACAUAAGUGCGUGUAACCGAAGCAGUUUGCCUCUAAGAGAUUGCUGUACACCGAUCUACGUAUUGCGGCUACUCGGCGAGAGCUGCGUAUAGUACACAAUAGUUUCGAUUCCGUCACAUUUGGCACGGUAAUUACCUGCACUCACCGACCUAGGCGAAUCAAUAGAAUACCAUUAUCCGCCCACCACCGCCACCACCACCCAAUCCCGCCCAUUGCUCUGUUGGUGCACGUGACGACGCCGAUGGGAAGUCCGAGCCCAACAACGAAAGUCCGGGGUCAAUCCAAUAGUUACAGAUACUAUCGGUCUGCGGACUCAGUUUCGAUUUGUGUCACAGCCGCGUCACAGGUUUAUUAAGUCGCCUUGUCUAAAUUUGUAUUUAUUCUUUUAUUUUGCCCUCUUUUUAAGGUAAGCACACAUAAAUUGUGGAACCCAGCACAAUUGACAGAGCACCCGGACACAAACCUUUGGUUUAAGCACACCAAGCUAGUAAUAGUCUUUAGUUUAGAGCCGCCAUGCUGUGCGCCCUUGUCCGUGGUCCAACCACCGGCCACAAGUUGGUCCUGUGUCGCUCCGUGGCCGAGCUCCUUGGCCCGGUACACGACGUCCGCUGCCUGUCCGCCGGAAGAGGCGUCUAUCAGCGGCAGCCCCGGUCGCAAUCGCAGUCGCAGUCACAGCUCCAGAACCCAGCCCACCGUCCAGACCUGCUCUCGCUUUCCCGGCCAGCAGUAAGUUCGAAAUUGUCCGUGCGGAGCCUUCACUCAGAGAACGACGCCAUGUUCUACUCGAUGUAUGCCUACCUGUCCAACCUGCCGCGCCUCCAUGUUUUGGGCAUGGCGGUGGUGGCCUACGUCGUCUAUUACCUUAUCCAGGUGGUCAAGCGACCGAUAAUCGCCUGUUCGGACGGGCCGUUCAAGCAGUAUCUGAUCCGCAAGGUGCCGACGCUGGAGAACAAGUACUGGCCCACCUUUUGGUGUGUGGAGAGUCGUGCCCAGACCGUCCUUGCGAGCCUGCUGCGCUCCAAGAGUCUGCCGCGCGUCAACUACCGCCGCGAAAUUCUCUCGCUGAAAGAUGGCGGGGAGGUGGCCCUUGACUGGAUGGAGGAGGGCUGCGACUCGAGUGCUCCAUGCAUCCUCAUCCUACCGGGUCUGACCGGUGAGUCGCAGGCGGAGUACAUCAAGUGCCUCGUCUUCGCCGCCCAGCAGGCUGGCAUGCGAGUGGUGGUGUUUAAUAACCGCGGACUCGGCGGCAUAGAGCUGAAGACACCGCGUCUCUACUGCGCCGCCAACUGCGAGGAUCUGUGCGAGGUCGUCCAGCAUGUGCGACGCACUUUGCCCGAAAAAUGCAAGCUGGGAGCCACUGGGAUCUCAAUGGGCGGCUUGAUUCUGGGCAAUUAUCUAGCCCGCAAGAGCGACGAGGCCAGGAGCUUCCUUUCGGCUGCAAAGAUAAUAUCUGUGCCGUGGGACGUCCACAAGGGCAGCGCCAGCAUCGAGAAGCCAGUGAUCAACAGCCUGCUGGGUCGCCACUUGGCUGGAAGUCUGUGCCGCACCUUGCGCAAUCACCUGGACAUCUAUAGGGAUAUUUACCAGGACUCCGACAUUGAUAUUCAGCGCAUUCUGCGCUGCAAGACCAUCAAAGAGUUCGACGAGCUUUUCACGGCCAAGCAGUUCGGAUAUGCCCAUGUGAAUGACUACUACUCGGAUGCGACGCUGCACAACAAACUCGAUCACAUUUCGGUGCCGCUGCUCUGCCUGAGCGCCGCCGAUGAUCCGUUCCAGCCACUGGAUGCCAUUCCCAUCAAGGCGGCCAACCAGUGCACCCAUGUGGCCAUUGUGAUUACGGCUCGUGGCGGGCACAUCGGCUUCCUCGAGGGCUGGUGGCCGUCCACCAAAGACCAGUACAUGGGCCGCCUCUUCACGGAGUACUUCACCAAGGCGCUGUUCGACGAGGAUGGCGAGUUCCAGCACACGGCCAACAAAAUGCACGAGCGAUUCUUGGCCAAGCAGACGGUGGCGCUGGCCUCCUCGUCGCCGGUGCUGUUCGCCAAGAAGAUCGACGCCGAUCAGUUGGACCACAAGGUCAAGCUGAUGUGAAGCUUGCGAUGGAUGGUCGGUCUGCUAGUCUAGUUCAGUUUUUGUCCAGUUGAGCACGUAGAUAUUCGAGAAUGUUUGUAUUCCGAUAGAUUGCCGUGAGCGAAGACAUUCGUACACAUGUGAUAUGAAACGUUGAUCAAAAUCCAAAGUGUUGUUAUACUCAUAUACAGCGAACAGGGAACCAAAUUAUCAGUCAGCCAAUAUGCAUAGUUGCUUAAAUUAAUCCUAGACCGUGACUUUAGUGACAUAUCAGGUUGAAAUUGCAAAUAAGCUGUACGAUUCGUAGUAAAUUCAAAUACAAAUUACAAAUUAUGACACAA